Molecule: messenger RNA, 1566 nt
Organism: Paramecium tetraurelia
Lineage: Eukaryota; Ciliophora; Oligohymenophorea; Peniculida; Parameciidae
Exons: 3
Source: RefSeq, a predicted model, not a curated record
AUGCUUUUAUUAUUGCUAGCAUCGUUGACAUAUGCUCAACACAUAAUUUUUUAAGAUGAUUUUAACGCUGGUUAAAUUAAUGCAGAAUUAUGGGAAAAAUAUGAUGUUGCAAAAAUAGUUCCUUGUCCUGGCACAACAAAUGACUAUUGUGUGAAUAUAUUCAAGUAGUCUUUUGGUAGUGGAUUAAAAUCAAAGCCUUUUGGGAUUGAAAUGGAAUAAGAUGUUACAAUAGAAUUUAAAUAUCUAACAAAAUCCACUCCUAAUAGAGGAGUGCAUUCUGGAUUAUUUGUUGGUUAUACUGAUAACACUGAGGACAAGAAAAGCGGAUAUUGCUGGUUUGCCUCAGGUUAUUCGUACUACAGUGACUUUUUUAAUUAAACUUCCUAAAAGACAGAUGCAGCUUACUUAUGUUCUAAAGAUGAAUCUGUCUUGAUAUAAGACCUUCUAAAUGACUGGAAAACAAUUAAAUAUACAAUUCCUUCAGCUACUUUAAAAAAUAAGAACUAAUCAUUAUUGUCUUUGGUAUUUUAAGAUUUCGUGAAUGAAAACUCAGAAGGAGCAUAUUAUAUUACUAAAAUACUUGUUUAUUACAAUAAGAAUUGCACAGCCAAGUGCGAGAAAUGCACAACCUUUUACGAUUGCACAAGUUGUUAAGACCCUUACAGAUGGCUUGAAGGCAAAUGCUAUAAGGGGGAAUGUGGAACCAGUUUAGAACAAUCGAUACCAUAUUAAAAAGAUACUUUAUUGGAAAGUUCAACUUCGACUACUUAUUCAGCUACAAUUAAAAUACCAGGUUAUGAUUUUCAAGCUUGUUGGCCUGCUUAAUGGGUAACACUAGGUUAUGAAGACGGCAAGUUUACAGAAUUAAAAUUCUCCUAUGAAACAGCCUCCACAGCUAAAUUAAUCUUAGAUUAGUAGAGUAUGACAAAUGCUAACUGUAAAUAACAUGAGAAUUCUAAUAUCUUUACAUGCUCCUUCCAUUUCAAUGUGCAUUUUAAUGAGCAAAUUAUGUAUGAAAGAAACUGGACUGCUACAAUCGAUUAUUCAAAAUCAAGCAUCACCAGUUUAUAGGUACCACCUAAAACUCUUAAUCCGCCAGCAUUGGUCAUUACUAUCGAAUAUAAACUUGAUUACUGCGAAAAUGUAAACGAUUGCUAAUGGACAACAGACAAAAUAACUUUAGUUCUUAAUUAAAGAUUAAAAAUAUUAAGAAAUGGAAAAAUGGAAUAAGGCUAUGUAAAAUUAUGGGAAACAGGAACCCUAGUUAAUUUACCAAUUUUGGAGACUGUUAUAGGGGAGGGUGAAAUAAUAUACACUGUUAGAUUGGCUAUCAAAGGAGAAAAGGGUAAUGGACUUGCUGUUACAGCCAAAAUCAUAAAUCCAAAUUCAGCAGGUAGUGGAAGGAGAAGAGUUCUUGAGGAGAAUACAAAUUCUCAAUUGGCAGUGGGCAACUUAAAUGGUAAUUUGAUCACAUACAAAUCCAGAUAACUUGUUAUAGAAAAUGAUCCUGAGUUUUCUUAAUUAAUAUUGAUGCCAUUAUUACUUAUUGCAAUUCUGGGAUUUUGA